Molecule: messenger RNA, 1782 nt
Organism: Anopheles marshallii
Lineage: Eukaryota; Metazoa; Arthropoda; Insecta; Diptera; Culicidae
Exons: 1
Coding region: 1-1782 (593 amino acids)
Source: RefSeq, a predicted model, not a curated record
AUGUAUCGGACGUCCAGCCUUGUGGUGGCGCUGGGCUGCGUUAUACUAUCGAUCAAAUAUGGCAUUGCCUUCCCAACGUAUGACACCAGUCCCGUAUCGAACGUUCCACUCUACACGGAUGGAAUCUAUUUUGAAGAACUGAAAACGAUUAAAGUGCAGGUAAGCUCGUGGACACUGCGAGCUGAUUAUGAUAUUGCGUUGUUCAUAGAGGAAAUCGCCACGGCAAACAAUACCGUGGCUAACCUGUUGAAAGCCUGUGCAGAGAUGCGAGAAAAACGUAUAGGGAACUGCGAUGGAAUUAACAACAUUCUUGGACUGACAAAGCAGCUGAAUGACUUUAGCGUCCUGCUGGCUAGUUUUUGUGAAGACGGUAAAACCACAUCGACAAGAAUGAAGCGAGGCAUUUUCCGUUCCUGGUUCGGACUGAUGGACGAUGAGGAUAGAAACGAUAUUCGUGACAAUUUCGAUAAGGUGAAUCAUCAGCUCACCAUUGAGUCAACCUCGCUCAAGAUGUUCUAUAACACCACCAACGAAGCGUUGGCCGUAUUGUCGGGAAACACCUUCCAGGUCGAUCCAAAGCGGCCGCAUACGAUUGAUUUCACGCGCGAAGGUCAACUGUUGCUAAUGGACAUUUUGCUAAACAAAAUUAUAGCCAAGAAGAAGUUGUUCAUGGAACUGUUACAAACCACAACCUCGAUGGGAUUGAGCGAUAGCAUAAUCUCUCCAACGCAGCUGCUUGCUGAGUUGCAGAAGGUGCAAAAAUUACUUCCGGAGGAGUUUAUCUUUCCCGUCGAGUUAAAGCUUCGCGAGAUGCUCAAACUGUACCCAUUGUCGAAGGUGAUCGCUAAUGUGGAUGGGUGCCGGGUGGUAGUCAACAUACUGAUACCGCUGUGCAAUCGCUUGCUGUACCGUACGCUAAAGGGAACGAGCGUUCCAAUGCUGUCCGAGGGUGUUAUGAAAAUGUACCUGCUGGAGCGAGACAUUAUGGCGUUCAAUGAGACAUCUCACACCGGAAUGGUAAUGACGUUCGAUGAGUACAAACAGUGCACCCAUCUGACGGACUUUACGCUCUGCAAUGCUCACCAUCUGAUGCGCAAUCUUUCCACCACCGACGAUUGUAUCGUAGCGACGUACUUCAACGCCACGGAACGCGAUUCGGACUGUCGUCUGUCGCGGGUGCAGCUGCGCAACCAGCUGUGGAUACAGUUGGCCAAUCCGAACGUAUGGAUUUACGUUAUGCCGAACUUUACCGUCAUCACCGUACAGUACGCAUCCAACCGGCAGAAGGUCCUUACCUUGCACGGUGUCGGGAUGCUAAAACUCCUCCAAAUGUGUCACGUGCGUUCAAUGGACGUGCUGCUACAGUACGUGCCACAGCUAGGCGGAACGAAAAUAAGCCUCGCCGUUUCCGACGGCUUUAGUCUUCCAGUGAAGAUCACACGCGAACAAUCGUUAAUAAUAUCAGGUAGCUCGAACGACAACAGUCGCAUCAUUCCGGUUGGCAAGUCCACCGAGGUGCAGUUAAGUGAAUCGUCCCACGUCGCAGGCAUAUACCGCGAACCGACCCAACUUUCGCCGUGGAUUAUCGUGGGAGUAGUUUUCGCCGUGUUUUUCGUCCUGCUGGCCGCGAUGCACGUAUUUCUGAGGGAGUUUGCGAUCAAACGUCGCUUGCGCCCCAACCAACAGGAGGAUCCUCAAGGUAUGGAUUCAUCGCAACACCAGUGGAUUCCGUGCGACAAUACACAACUAGCGUCAGCGAAUUCGUCCCUGCAAAGUCAGUGA